Castor canadensis (American beaver) is the source of this 1498-nucleotide messenger RNA. RefSeq names its product zinc finger protein 296 (gene Znf296). Lineage: Eukaryota; Metazoa; Chordata; Mammalia; Rodentia; Castoridae. Gene Ontology annotation, biological process: negative regulation of dendrite development; regulation of transcription by RNA polymerase II. Gene Ontology annotation, molecular function: DNA-binding transcription factor activity; RNA polymerase II cis-regulatory region sequence-specific DNA binding. The record is from RefSeq and is a predicted model, not a curated record. Gene Ontology annotation, cellular component: nucleus.
AUGUCCCGCCGCAAGGCCGGCAGCAUGCCCCGCAGAGUACACCCCGUGCCCGCCGCCACCACUCCAGACGACGAGAUGGAGAUGUCGGACCUCGUCAUCGAUGUGAAGCCCGAGCCAGACGCGCAGUCCCUGCAGGCCCAGGGGCUGGGGCACUUGUCCCCGAAGGACAGGUCCGCGCCCGAGAGGCUCGGGGGCGAACCCCGCCAGUCCCUGGGCCCCGGGCCCGCCGGGGCCGCCCUCCACGCCUUCGGCGUGCGGAGCCACUGGGCCCUGUGGAUGCCGCUGACCCCUAACCCUGCCGACCGUCAGCCCUGGACCGACAAACACCCAGAUCUGUUGACUUGCGGCCGCUGCCUGCAGACCUUCCCAUUGGAAGCCAUCACUGUCUUCAUGGACCACAAGAAGCUGGGCUGUCAGCCCUUCAGCGGCCCCAGCCCCGGCCAGGUGUCAGAACCCCCAGAGCUGAAAGCCCUGAGCUGCCUUCGCUGUGGCCGACAGUUCACUGGGGCCUGGAAGCUGCUGCGCCAUGCCCAGUGGGACCAUGGGCUGUCCAUCUACCAGACGGAAUCAGAGGCCCCGGAGGCCCCGCUGCUGGGCCUGGCUGAGGUGGCCGCGGCUGUGUCAGCAGUAGUGGGGCCCCCACCUGAAGCCAAGGCCCCUGGCAUGAGUGGCAUCUCCCGGCGCAGCCCCACGUGCCUGGUGUGCAAGAAGACCCUUAGCUCCUUCAGCAACCUCAAGGUGCAUAUGCGCUCACACACGGGUGAGCGGCCCUAUGCCUGUGACCAGUGUCCCUACGCCUGCGCCCAGAGCAGCAAGCUCAACCGCCACAAGAAGACCCACCGGCAGCUGUCAGUCCCAAGCCGCAUGGCCACCAGAAGCCUGGAGCCAGCCUCCACUGCCCCUCCAGAGCCUGCUGCCCACGCUGCCACACCAGCCAGCACCCUUCCACAUAGUAGUGGUGAAGGGGCUGGAGCUGCAGCCACAGCGGGUGUUCAGGAGCCAGGGGCUCCUGGCCUUGGGGCUCAGGCGGGCCCCAGGGGGGGUGAUUGGGGACCUGUCCCCAAAGCACAGAGAACUGAGCCUGUAAAGAGCCAGGUAUCACCCAAGAAGAUCCCCAAGUCAGGAGGCAAGAGCCGUGGGCCCGGGGGCAGCUGUGAGUUCUGCGGGAAGCACUUCACCAACAGCAGCAACCUCACAGUGCACAGGCGCUCACACACCGGCGAGCGGCCCUAUGCCUGUGACCAGUGUCCCUACGCCUGCGCCCAGAGCAGCAAGCUCAACCGCCACCGCCGCAUGCAUGGCCUGGGGCCUGGCAGCACCCGCUAUGAGUGCCCACACUGCUGUGUGCCCUUCGGCCUGCGGGCCACCCUGGACAAACACCUGCGCCAGAAACACCCUGAGGUGGCCUGAGCACUCAAGUGCUGUCCCUCACUCUGUCCAUGUUCUGUGUCCCUCCUUGUCCUUCCCUGUUAGUAAAUGUUAUCCACUAUCUACCACG